This is a messenger RNA of Stegodyphus dumicola, 5112 nucleotides long. It is a transcript of the gene Det, whose product is annotated as baculoviral IAP repeat containing deterin. The record is from RefSeq and is a predicted model, not a curated record. Lineage: Eukaryota; Metazoa; Arthropoda; Arachnida; Araneae; Eresidae.
CAACAACAGUUAUUUUGUUUAAAAAUUUUGGCGGUGUUUAUUUUCAACGUAAGAUUAUCUGGUUUUGUUCUUAGUUUUGUAUAUAUAUAUAUGUAUAUCGCUUAAAUAAAAACUUUACUAUGUCACGACAACAAUGUGAUGAAAUGUAUACAGAAGCUAAUCGUUUGAAAUCAUUUCAAAAUUGGCCAUUUGGGGAAGAUGCAAAAUGCAGCGCUGUAAAGAUGGCUGAAGCCGGAUUUUUCCAUUGUCCAACAGAUAUAGAACCAGAUCUUGUUCAGUGUUAUGUUUGUUUCAAGGAAUUAGAUGGUUGGCAGUUAGAAGAUGAACCCUGGGAAGAGCAUUAUUCUCACUCAAAAGUAUGUCUGUUUGCACAGUUACGUAAACCCCAGAAAGAUCUUAAUUUUGAAGAAAUUCAUAAAAUUGAAGCUGCGAGAAAAAUAAAUAAAGUAAAAAAACUUACUGCUCAAAGGCUACAGAAGUUUGAAGAAGGCUAUGAAGACAUGGAUGCUUUGUUUUCAUCAGUUGUUGAAGAAAUUGAAGCUCAAAUGAAAAAGAAAUGAUGAUGGUAUUUGCCUGGCAGAGCAGCACUUUGUAAUUUUAUUGAAUUUUGAAUAUUUUAUCUUUGAGGUCCAACAAUCUCUCAUAAAGCAGAGAUUUACUGCCACACUACAAUUUACUUGAAGUUGAAAAUGGUUUAAGCAUGAUAUGUGGAAUUGCAGUUUAGGUACUAAUUUUAUCAAGACUGGCAUUUUGUUUUUUACUAUCCAUAUGUCACUAUAAAGGAAAACAUAAAUAAAGGCAGAUUGUUACAAAGAGCUUAUAACUUUUUGAUAUAUUCUGGACUAACUUUAAAGCAAUACUUUUUGGGGUUAUAUAUUAUUUGUACCAUGAAGGGAAUCAUAUAAUUAUUUUGUAUUAUAUAUGGAGUAUUAAGCUUUUGAAUGCUAUGAAUGAAUGGGAAAAUAUGGAAGUUCAUAUUGAUAAAAAAUUUGUUCACUUUUGUGUAUUUAGUGAAAGACAAGUAUGUACAACAUUUCUUUUAAUGUGGUCUUUAGAACUAUAAAUUGUGAAAGUUUUGACAUGGGAUAUAUUAAAAAAGGAAUUUUAUAUGUUUUAUUGAAUAUUAACGACAAACAAAUGUUUGUAUACAGCAGAAUUCAUUAAAAAAUAAUAAUCUGCUGCAUGUUAUUUUGUAUAUAUGAUCUUGAAGUUCAAGAAGCUGUUGGUUUUAAAGUCUAUGUUGCACAUAGUUUAAAACUAUUGAUUUAUUAUUAAAGACUAUUUCCUUGAUUUAAUCAUUUAAUAUUGUGGGGAAAUUGUAUGAUGUAUUUUGUAUAAAUUGUUUAGAAAUUUUUCUUUUCAUACUAUUUGUGAUGUUUAUGAUAAUAUAUUUUUUUAUUUGCUACCUGAUGUAGUUUGUUUUUCAUGGAAAAAUUAUAUUUUUUUCAUGUGUGUUUUAAAACUGUAUUCCACAGUAAUUCAAAAUGAAGAAUAAUUUGCUAAUUUUUGAAUUAUUCAACUAAUGUUCUCCAUUCUAAUAUGUUCAUUGCUAUGUAUGUAUACAUUAUCAGUUUAACUUGUACUCAAAUACUUUCCAUAAAUAAGUGCAAAAAAAUAAGUUUGCCUUUCGAAUUUUCAUCUUUAUGCAAAUUUGCUAUUUGUAUUGCCUCUGUUUGUUAUUCUGUUUUGCCAGAAUAUCAUAGCUAUUUCCAUAUUAUUUAUUGAUGAAACAACAAAGAGAUAGCAAUGAUGAAAGUUACUUCCUCAAAACAAAAGCUACUGUAAGCUAUACCAUGAGUUUAGUUGAGUAGCUGAUUACGGCAAAGUAUAUGAGGGUUAUUUGCUGAAGGAGGGGAAUGUGUUCGUUGAGGACUUUACUAAGUAAAGGAUAUGUCAUAAAAUAUAAUAAUGUCCUUGUUAUAUGCCACAACUGAGACUAUAUAGUGGUCUGAUAAUUAGGAUUGCUGAAUAACAUGGAAUUGUCAAAGACUGGUAUGAAAGCAGAUUCCACUGAAACAGUUACUGAAAUAGAUUCACUUAGUAAAAUACAGUAUUUUACUACAAAGAUUUUGUUACCUAUGAGAAAUAAAAAAAUACACAUAAUUAAGGCUGACUGAAAAGUAGUAUAUAAUUGUAUGUAUUCAUGCUUGCAACAGCAAAUUUAUUUCAUUGGAAAAUAUUCCAUUACAUUACACAUUGAGAUUCUAAAUUGAGUGAAAUGAAGUGAGCCACUGAGAUGAAAAUUCUAAAAUAGGAAAUAAAGAAACAUAUGAAUAGAUAUUAAAAAUAACAAUAAUAUGAAUGAUGGUUAGUACUAGGAUACUGGAAGAAAUUAAUAGCAAUGCUGUUAUGAAACCGCUGAAGAGAAUGCAUUUCUUAAUAAUAGACUAAACUCAUUUGAAACUAAAUGUUUUAUUAUUUCCAUAAUAAAAUGCCAAGUAAAUAAAUUUUCUUAAAGUCUCUAGUGUUAUAAAGUGUUGUAGUGUUCUGAAUCAUUUUUGAUGUGGCAUUUCACUGAAGUCUUCCACUCAAUCAUGUUAGCCUAAUAUUGCAAUUGAUGUUUUACAAAUAAAUAUAUUUAAAAACAGGUAUCCCUUCUAUAACAAAGUAGAUAGAUUCCUAGAAAACGUUAUGUUAUAUGAGAACAGCAACCAAUACAAAAUUUAGGGAUGCAUUCCAAAAACAUUUGGAGACAAAAUAUUUUUUAAUUAAAAAUAUAAACAUGUCUGCUAUAAAAGACAUAAUUUAACCAAAAAUUUUUGUUCUCAUUAGUUCAAGCUUUAAUAAAUUUUUUCACUGCUGUUCAGCACAAUGACACAAGAACAUUGUUUGGGUCAAACAAUAUCAUCACUUUUUGAAUCCAUUUCUUCAUUAGGACAUUUUACGUUUACUGCUCUUUUUAAAAAAACUUUGUUUUAGUCUUUUUCGUGCUCCUUUCAAGCUCAAUAAUUUAUUUCCUCACCACACAAGUUAAAUGUAAUAUCCAUCUUCUUGACUUAUCAUUUGUAGAAGAAUUACAGUAUGCUAGCUGACUUUACAUCUAGUUAUCGUAUGCAAAGUUGUAAUACAAACUGAGUCAGACAAACUAAAUUCUACUAAUAUUUAAUACUUAUCAAAACCAAGCUGAUCGUCAGGAGUUUGCAUGUAUUCUGACCAGCAAGUUCCACUCUGAUAGCAGAAGAUAGUGGCAGCAACCAAGUCAUACCUAUGCUCCUUCUCAUCAAUUCAGACUGUGCAGCUUGCAUUAAAAUUUACUUAAUGCUCUAGACCUAAAUUCUAGUACGUGACAAAAUAAAGCAUAAAGAAAAGAAUCAAUUUAAGGAGAUAUUUUUUGGGUCAAACAGUGUUAUCACUUUCUGAAGCCAUUUCUUCAUUUGGAUAUUUUGCAUCAUCUGCACUCUUUAAAAAAUCUUUGUUUUAGUCCGCUUGCUGGCCCUUUCAAGCUCAUAGUAAAUAGCUCAAGCUCAUAGUUACGUGGCAAUUUUCCAAAUCCCUUUUGAAUUUUCGGCUCAGGGUCUUCCUUCAAGAAAAUUGAUUCAAGAUUUAUUGUUAAGGUAAGUCCUUCCCAUAACUUUUUUACAGUAAAAUUAGUAACUUCGUAAUUUUCAUCAGAACUGUUGUCUUCAGAAUCAGUUAGAUUAAGAAUUUCAAAUCCAUUCCCACUAAAACCGUUUCAUCGAUAUCUUCUUCCACUUAUAAUUCUUGAAUUCCCUCAACAACUAUAUCCAUCAUCUGAUCAAUUUAGCACAUUCUAAUAUCUCCAUGAAUCUUAUUUUCUGGGGACUCAAACAAGCUUUUUACUGUUGUUAGCCAUAUCCUCUUCCAACAUUCAUUUUAAAUUCUUUUAUUGAAAGUGGUAUGAUUUUGAUAGAAGUUUUAAUCGAAAAUUUCUUCCAUGCUUUCAUUACUUGAUUUUUAAUCAGUUGUAUCUAAAAUCCAUUGAAAUGAUCAUCUUAUAUAAAUUGUUUUAACAGUAUAAAUAGUACAUUAAUCUAAAUGUUGGAUCCGUGAAGUAGAUUUUGGUGGUAAAAAUUCUACUAUGAUAUUGAGAUGUGUUAAGUUCAGUCAGUGAUCUGGAGCAUUAUCCAUUAGUAAUAGCACCUUGAAGUUCAAAUUUUUUUUUUUUUCCUUUUGCUUAUUUUCAACCACUGAUACAAAACAGUUGAAAAAACGACUUAAUUUAAUCUCCUAUCAACUAAGCUUUUGUUUUUGUUCUCCAGUGCACUGCUAAGAAGUUAUUUGCACCUUUAAGUGCACAUGAAUGGGGCUUAAAGGAUCUGUGAACUAGCUGGGGCUUUGUUGUAAAUUCUUCCAAUACAUUCCUGCAAAAAAGUAAUGAUAUGGGAUCUUCAAAUGCCUUAAAAUGGGAUUCACUUCUUAUUUUAUAAUACAAAGGUCGUAUUUUGGAUUUUUUCCCCACCAAUUCCCAGUUUCAUCAGCAUUAAAAACUUGAUGUAGUGAAUAUUCUAGCUUUGUAGUUAUCCUUUAAAUUUUUGCUGGAUAUGUAUUGGCAAGUUCAUGAUCAGCUAACAUGGAGUCUUCUUGAAUUCUUCUGCUAUCUGUUGCAAAAUGUGUUCAAUUCAAUAAGUGUAAAUGAAAUGCAGGACAAUUUUUUUAUAAUUUAAUAUUCUGUACAAGGAAGUCAUGUGAUGUGCACAUCAGCUUUUUUUGUCAUGUAAAAGCGAAACAGGGUUGCAGGAACUGUUAUAAAAGGAAUACCCAUUUUUCUAAUAUUUUGGUGCUCAAACAUGUCCCAGUGUAGACAAUAUUUUGUUUUACUACUUUUCUUUGUUCAUAUGUAUAAUGGAAAUAUUUAAAUUAUUAUAUAGUAGUCCUGUAUGUGAAUAAAAUUUAUUAAUAUUAUGUAAUAAGUAAAAAGCAUCCAGCUUAUUUUUUCCAUAAAGAAGAAACUUGCCAGGUCUGUUAAAUGUGCUACUUCCAAAAUAUUACUUUCUCAGAUGCCAUUUGCAGUAUAUGAAAUAUGGUAUGAUAUAAUGCAGAGUUGCCAACUCUCCCGAUUUAGGCGGGAGACUCCUGAUUUUCGACCGCUCUCCCGCCAACCCGAUUUACAAUAUAUUUCUCCCGACUUUUUCUUAUUCUUAAAAUUACUCA